Molecule: messenger RNA, 1160 nt
Organism: Brassica rapa (field mustard)
Lineage: Eukaryota; Viridiplantae; Streptophyta; Magnoliopsida; Brassicales; Brassicaceae
Cellular component (GO): chloroplast thylakoid
Source: RefSeq, a predicted model, not a curated record
AUCUGUUUGGUUCGUUGUUUGUGCGGUUAAGGAUCUCUCUCUCUCUUGUUUCUUCUCCUCUCUUUUUGCCAUGAUAAAAUCAUCUCUGUCACAAUUUAGCAAAGUGAGACAGAGAGAGUAUGGCGACCACACUUCAUUGUCUCUCCACACUCCAUCUUCUUCCUCGCACCACCCAUCGUCCUAAAACUCUCAACUCUCUCAAACCAGCCUCCAAGGCGCAACCUCCCAAGAUCCCAGAACUACCCUCCAUUCCCAACGCCCUCCAGCUCCUUAAAUCAUCUUCCCUCCCUCUCGCACUCACCGCAUUGCCCUUUCUCAUCGAUCCACAGGAUGCAGCAGCAGCUGGAGGACAGUUUGGGAUCCUGGAAGGACGAUCGUUCGCGUUGAUACACCCAAUAGUGAUGGGAGGUUUGUUCGUAUACACUCUAUACGCUGGUUACUUAGGUUGGCAAUGGAGACGUGUGCGUACCAUCCAAAGCGAGAUCAACGAGCUCAAGAAACAGGUUAAGCCAACUCCUGUUUCUCCCGAUGGAUCCACGGUCGUUGACUCUUCGUCGCCUCCUUCUGCCACGGAGCUUGAGAUCCGACGGUUGACGGAAGAGAGGAAAGAGUUGGUCAAAGGGUCUUACAGAGACAAACACUUUGACGCAGGCUCUGUUUUGUUAGGGUUUGGUGUUUUGGAGUCUGUGUUUGGUGGUCUUAACACUUAUCUUCGUACCGGUAAACUCUUCCCCGGUCCUCAUCUCUACGCUGGAGCAGGGAUAACGGUGCUAUGGGCUGCUGCAGCUGCUUUGGUGCCGGCCAUGCAGAAAGGGAAUGAGACGGCGAGGAAUCUACACAUUGCGUUGAACGGUCUCAAUGUUCUUCUUUUCAUUUGGCAAAUCCCAACAGGUUUUGAUAUCGUCCUUAAGGUCUUUGAGUUCACCAAAUGGCCUUAAACCCUUCACUUGUUGUGGUCUCUUCCGCUUUUGUUUUUGUCUUUUUCUUGUCUUUACAGUUCUAGUUGUUGGACUUGUAAUGAGUCUUGACUAUAUAUAUUGCAAAGUCUUAUGCAACUUUUUUUGUGUGUUUGUAAAUGCUGAAUUGUAAGAAUCGUGAGUGCAUACUGAUAUGAUAUAUGGCUCAACAACACUCUUAGACAUGUGUUUUCAGAGUUUUAA